This is a messenger RNA of Leptosia nina, 720 nucleotides long. The record is from the annotation of a GenBank genome assembly. NCBI's taxonomy places the organism in Eukaryota, Metazoa, Arthropoda, Insecta, Lepidoptera, Pieridae.
AUGUUAUCGCCACUGAGUAUUUUGAUUUUCUCCACGCUUUUAGUGAAUUUCGCUCAGUGUGGUAUUCUAGCACCAUGCCACAUCAACGAUCAAACCUGCUUCGAAAAAUCCGUUAAUGCAGCGCUCCCCCAGCUUCUAUCUGCAGACCCAUCCCUGGGCAUCGACUCCUCUGACCCUCUGGCAGUGGCCACCAUCAGCGGAGAUUUCCCCAUGAUCAAGUUCACUUUGAUGAAUCCUGUAACAACUGGAUUUAAGAAUUGUGACGUCAAGAAUCUGAACAUUAACUUAGACGCUGAAACUUUACACUUCGAUCUGAACUGCCCAAGCCUUCACACAACGGGCAAAUACGACAUUUCCGGUCGUCUCAUCUUAUUGCCUAUAGAAGGGAAUGGAGACUUCGACAUGACAACUGGCCAAUACAACACUAUUGUUGACGCUGAACUGAAACAAGUAAAAGGCGCUGACGGUAAAGCUUACCUUUCCAUCAAUAGUUUCAAACUGAAGAACCAAGCCCUUGGGCCCAUCAAAUUCGAUUUCAAGAAUCUGUUCAACGGAAACAAGGAACAAGCUAGCAAUUUGAUCAAAUUCGCCAACGAGAACUGGAAGGAUGUCGCUGAUCUACUUCAAGAUCCAGUGUGGUAUUCCAACAUGAAGAAAAUCAUUGGUAACGUCGACAAAUAUUUGAAGACAGAGCCCAUUGAUGAAAUCUUCUUGCCCUAA